Messenger RNA from Schistocerca serialis cubense, 2100 nucleotides. RefSeq names its product ectonucleotide pyrophosphatase/phosphodiesterase family member 5-like. The record is from RefSeq and is a predicted model, not a curated record. Bases 534 to 2000 code for a protein of 488 amino acids. The transcript is spliced from 6 exons. NCBI's taxonomy places the organism in Eukaryota, Metazoa, Arthropoda, Insecta, Orthoptera, Acrididae.
AUUCAAUAUUGGCGCCAGUGGAUAUGACCGUAUGAUUUCGCUGAUCUAACUAACUCAGCGCCACUUCAAACAUCUGUCUGAGAGAAAUUACAUUCCAUAUUUCAUUUACGCAUACUUUACUUACUUGGAGCAAUAAUUCAGGAUUUGUCUGAUAUGUGCUUUUCGUACAGCUAUAUAGCCUAUUACGAAAUCAGGCUUUGCCCUGCAUAAAAUUUCUGCUGGUGUUGGGUAAUUUGUGCACAGUACAGACCUCAUAAUUGUCAUUACGUAUUGAAGUGUUAACAUUACCCUAGUAAUCAAAAACAAAACAGUGACUCUUUAUUUGCUCUAAAAAUAUACCACGUAUAGUACGACUGCUGUACCAUAUUCAUUGAAAGGGGUAUUAUAGUUGCUGUAGGUGCUGGAUUGAUCAUACGUUUCUGGUUUUGUGAGACGAAACACUAUGUCAUUUGUUUUCGAAUAAUGUAAAAUAGAAGACUGGGAAGUUUGAUUUCAUAUCAUAUGUUUUGUGGCAAUCUGGAUGUGUGACUGACAUGUACGACACUGUGUUUGUAUUCAUAGCAAUAUUGUUAAUAUGCAUUUUUACUCUGUUUGCUGUUUUUUACGGUUCUCCAACUAAACCCCUUUUGUUAGUGGUGUCAUUUGAUGGUUUCCGAUAUGAUUACAUAAAUAAGAACGUAACACCAACCCUACACAGUCUUCAUGAGAGAGGCGUUCACUCUCAAUAUAUGCGCAAUGUUUUUAUUACAAAAACGUUUCCAAAUCAUCACUCAAUAGCCACAGGUUUAUUUCCAAGUUCACACGGUGUUAUGGCAAGUAGUUUAUAUGAUGAGAGAUAUGGCAAAGUUAUUUCAUACAGCGAAGAACUGUGGAAAUUCGGAAACAGUGUUACUCCACUUUGGAGCCUAAAUGAAAAACUGAACCAUCGCAGUGGGGUUUACAUGUGGCCAGGAGGAGAGUUUGACUAUCAAGGUGUUCUCCCUACAUUUCUCACUACGUUUAAACCAUCUGUAUCAUGGACAGAUCGAGUCGAUGCAGUGUUAAAAUGGUUUAUGGAUCCUGUCACUCCAACAAACUUGGUGUUUCUCUAUUUUGAAGAGCCUGACAGCCAUUCACAUUUAUUUGGUCCUGAGUCACCGGAGGUGUUAAAGCAGAUUAUGAGGUGCGAUAAUAUAACUAAAUAUUUGUUUGACCAGAUUGCUGUUACUGGCUUAAGUAGUAAGCUUAAUGUAUUCCUUUUGAGUGAUCAUGGCAUGGACAGUGUAUCAGCAGACAGAAUAAUCAACUUGGCACUUUAUGUUAACAAAACAAAGUAUCUAACAGCCAGCACAUCACCGGCACUGCAUGUAAUUCCCAAAAAAGGUGAAUUUGAAGACGUAUACAAUGCUUUGAAAGUUGCUUCAGAAGUAGAAAACUUCACAGUUUACAAGAGAGAUGAAUUAUUUGAAAGAUGGCAUUACAAUAAUGAAAGAACCCCACCACUGUUGCUACUUGCAGAUAAAGGUUUUGCUUUUGAUGAUGUCUUGUAUGUUCCGGAUAGUCACCAAAGAAAUGGCCCAAGGACAUUUGGAGUUCAUGGUUAUGACAAUGAACUCCAGACAAUGCACUCUUUCUUCAUUGCUGUGGGUCCUCUACUAAAGAAGAAUUAUACAAUUCCACCAUUUGAUUCUGUUGACUUGUAUUCAUUAUUCUGCAAGAUUUUAGGGUUCUACAACCCUCCAACAAAUGGUUCACUUUCAAAUGUUAUAUCUAUGUUGAAAGAUGACACCGAAAUUAAAAUUCAUUGGAAAUGGAUAACCAUUUCAGGUUCUGUUAUAUUGCUCCUGUGCCUUUUUAUAUUUGCUGUUCAUUUGAUGCGAAAAGCACGCAGAUUAGAGGAGAGUAACAGUGACUAUACAUUAUUAAGUGACAGGGAGGCCUCAGAAGGAUGGGUAACAAAAUCACAGCAAGAAUGUCAUCAAGCUGAUAUCCAAAAUUUAAUUCAAAGUGAAGAGGAAUAAUUUUGUGCACUUUGUGAGAAGAAAAAUAUGAAUGCUUGUACACUGAUGUAAUGCUUUUUGCACAAAUCUAUUUUUACAAUAAAAUGCCUUUCAAAAAUGA